This is a messenger RNA of Caenorhabditis angaria, 3540 nucleotides long. NCBI's taxonomy places the organism in Eukaryota, Metazoa, Nematoda, Chromadorea, Rhabditida, Rhabditidae. The record is from the annotation of a GenBank genome assembly.
AUGCUCCGCCGUCGAAUAUUUUUAACAUUUUUCAAGAAACGUGGCUAUGGCAUGAAAAGAGAAAAUAAUGAUGGAUUUCCUAUUCGAGAAAAUAUAAAUGGUUGUGAUUUGAAUAUUGGUGAUAUUAUUAAUUCUGAAGAUGAAGAUAUAUCACCAACAACUUCAACUGGAUGUUCGCCUUUAGUUCGAAGACGAAAAAAGUUUGCACAAUCAGGUUAGAAUUGUAUUUUUUUUUUGUAAAUCAUCAUAGAAAUAUUUUGAUUAUGAUUCAACUAAAAACAUUCGUUUUUCAAUUCAUAUUUUAUUUCACAUUUCAUUUUUCCCAAAACAAAUGGUUGAACUAAAAGAUGUUUUAUUAUUUCGAUUACAUCGCCGAAAACCAUUACGUUAUAAUUGUGAGAUAUAUUUCAUUCCACAUAAAAUCCUAUUUAUUAUUUCUUCAGCUGAUUUUUUUUCAGCUGCUCCACAUUCUCCAAGAAAACCGAAAGGACAAUUUCGCAAGAUUUUAGAUAGUUUAUCUUUCACAAAGUUAGUUUUUUUUCUUCGAAAAUAAAACAUCUGUUGAAUUUUUGAAUUUGAACAGAUGUUUAUGAUUUUCUGAUGAGAAUUUUUCCAGAUUUCAUCGGAAUGCGAAUUUGCCAAGCAUCGAGGUAAUUUUCUAAAUUUUCAGUUUUCCCAAAAAAUCCACAUGUCAGAUCAAGUUUCAAAAUCUAAAAUUUUGAACAAAACAAUGAAAAAUGAUACAUUUUUUCAAACCUCAUAAAAUGUCUAUUAUUUUUUUCCACGACCCCCUCCUAAACCAAAUAUAAUAAAAAAAUGUGGUCGAUUUUUUCACCGUCAGACAAAAAAAUCAAUUAUAUUUAUUUUCCCGCUUGUUGUUCUCUUAUUUUUGCCGCCGGUCCUGAUUUUCAAUUUUUCCGAUGGUUACUUUGAAAAGCUUGAAAACACGUUUUCAAUCCGGUAAAAAUUUGAUAAAAUUCCGAAGUUUGUCAUCAUUGGAUUUACUUGUGAGAUAAUUUUUUGGAGAUUUUUGUCAAUUUUAUUUUUCAGAAUGCAACAACGACAAAUAGUACAGACAAUCAAAAUAAUGAUGUUGUUGCAUUACUUCUUGAUGUUAGUUUGAGUAAUGGAGAAAAUCUUCCAAUAAAGGAUGCAUCUGGAAGUAGUGAUCCUUAUGUCAAAUUUCGAUAUAAAAACGAAUUUGUUUAUAAAUCUUCGACAAUUUUCAAAAAUUUGAAUCCACAAUGGGAUGAAGAUUUUCAAAUGAUUGUAGAUGAUAUUAAUUCUCCAAUUGAAAUUGAAGUUUAUGAUUAUGAUCGAUUUUGUUCGGAUGAUUUUAUGGGUUCAGCCACAAUUGAUUUAUCACAAUUGAAAUGGGAUACGUAAGUUGAUUUUUAUUUUAAAACUUCAGAAAAUUCCGAAAAAAUUAGUACACAUAAAGAAAAUUGAUUUGAUCAACAAAUUAAACAUUUUUGCCACCAAAUUUAAAUUAUUCUGAAAACUAUGAUUUUUGCAGUUCGAUAUACAUCACUGCAGAUCUUGUGGAUGAGUUACAACAAGAAGCUGGAAAACUUUCAGUCUGUCUCAAAAUUAGUUCAUUGACCCAACAAGAACUCGAAGAAUUUGGACAGAAAAAAAUGAAUCAGUCAAACGAGAAUAAGAAACAUCAAGAAUGGUCAAAAAUAGUGAAUAUUGUUUUGGUUGAAGCAGAACUCGAUGAAUCACUCGAUGUUUUCUGCAAAUUCAAAUUAGGAUCCGAGAAAUACAAAACAAAAGUUUGCACUGCAAGCAAAAAUCCAAAAUGGGUAGAACAAUGGGAUAUGCAUGUAUUUGAUAUUGAUGAUCAAACACUACAAAUGACAUGUUUAACAAGAAGCACAAAUAUGAUUGUUGGUAAACUUUCAAUACCAUUGUCAGAAUUGAAAAUCAAUGAAACACUUCAAAAAUGGUAUGAUUUUGAGAUUGUGAAUUCUUCUCUAUCGAUUGCUAAAAUACUUUUGUUGAUUACUGUAAGUGGAUCUCGCGGAGAAGAAGAAAUAACAAAUGGAGAUUAUAAUUACAAUGAUAUUCGGAAUAAUUAUAUCGAGAAAUAUGAUAUUUUCACUUCGUUUUCUGAUUCUCUUGAUAAUGUUGGUGUUUUAACUGUCAAAGUAUUUUGUGCCGAAGACUUGCAGGCAAAGGAUUUCGGUGGGAAAAGUGAUCCAUUUGCCGUCUUAGAACUUGUUAAUACACGUGUUCAAACACAAACUAUUUAUAAGACUCUAAAUCCACAUUGGAACAAAAUAUAUACUUUGUAAGUUUUUCAUUUUUCAGCUGAAAUCUAGAAGUAAUUUUAUAGUUCUGUGAAAGAUAUUCAUACAUGUUUGGAAGUCAAAGUUUAUGAUGAAGAUCCAAAUAAUCGAUUUGAGUUUUUGGGAAGAAUUUCAAUUCCUUUGAUUGAUAUUAAAAAUUGUGAGAAAAGAUGGUAUGCAUUAAAAGAUUGGAAACUUCGAAAGGAAGCGCAAGGAUAUAUUUUACUUGAACUUGAUAUUAUUUGGAAUCCUGUUAGAGCGGCAAUAAGAACAUUCAAACCAAAAGAAAUUAAAUAUGUUUCACCCGAACAAAAAUUCAAAGCUUCACUAUUUCGAUCUUCCGUCGUCGAUUUGAAAAAUGUCGCUUUAUCAAUUAUUAACUUUAAAGAUUCCAUAGAAUAUUUAUUAUCAUGGAAAUCCAAACCAAAAUCGGCUAUUUCAUUGCUUGUAAGUGAUAAGGUUUUUAAUUUCGAUACAAUAUUCAUUUCAGAUUUAUAUACUUUAUGUUUAUUUUUUCGAGUUAUACUUCUUGCCACUUUCACUUUUGAUCUUUUUAUUUUACAAGUUAUUUUCAAGAAAAAUUAGUGAUGAUCGACAAACAAUCAAAACACAAAAAAGUUUUGAUGAAGAUGAUAAAGUGAGUUUUCUCAAUAAUUUAAAUGUAUGCAGUUCUGAAAAUUUUUGAUUUUUUUCAAAUAAAAAGGUUACAGGAAAAUGUCGUCGAGCGGGUUAGUUUCAAAUUAAGCUUUUACUAACACCUAACCUUUUCAAAAAGUGGUUCUUCCCAAAAAAUAAUAAUUUGGGUAGCCAACGGGGGAUAAUGACAACAAAACAUGCAAAAAUUAUUUUUUUGCAGAGUUCAAGUAUUCGCGACACACUUUUCACUGUUCAAGAAACUCUUGUUGAUGUUCAGAAUUAUCUUGUAUUCAUUAAUGAACUAAUCGAGAGAAUCGAAAACUUUUUCAAUUUUACCCAUUUAUGGCUUUCAUUUUUGGCGAUGAUUGUGAUAACAGUUGCACUUUUCAUAUUAUAUUUCAUUCCGCUUCGUUGGAUUCUUUUAGUUUGGGGAGUGAAUAAGUACUCGAAAAAAUUACGAAAUCCAAAUUUCAUUGACAACAACGAAAUUCUCGACUUUUUGUCUCGCGUGCCUUGUAAAAACGACUUGGUUAGUAAAUCUCUGAUGUUUCCAAUAAAAUUACCAAAUUUUCAGGUCGAACAAACCAACAAACAUGUGUAUAGGCCAAUGUGA